Messenger RNA from Labrus bergylta (ballan wrasse), 5729 nucleotides. RefSeq names its product mothers against decapentaplegic homolog 4. Gene Ontology annotation, molecular function: RNA polymerase II cis-regulatory region sequence-specific DNA binding; I-SMAD binding; DNA-binding transcription factor activity, RNA polymerase II-specific. NCBI's taxonomy places the organism in Eukaryota, Metazoa, Chordata, Actinopteri, Labriformes, Labridae. The record is from RefSeq and is a predicted model, not a curated record. Gene Ontology annotation, cellular component: heteromeric SMAD protein complex. Gene Ontology annotation, biological process: anatomical structure morphogenesis; SMAD protein signal transduction; BMP signaling pathway.
AUCGCGUGUGUAAAGUGGGACGGGGCUUGUUGGGCUUUGACACGAAAUCUGAGAUUUGACUCCGACUUUAGCCGCGCUCUAGUUUUGAGCAUGUAAGGCUUCUGUUUACGAGAACAACUUCUUCAUCGACGGUGUUUUUGUAGGCGGCCGAAGACAUUUUAAGAGGAUAAUCGGGGAGUCACAGUGGAGCUGCAGAGCCCGGAACCAGGGGCCCCGUCGGCAAGAACUCGUCACCCCAUCGCCCUGUGAAGAUAUUCUGUACCCCAGCUUCCUGAUUAUGUGAAACUGCCUGAACAGUACAUAUUCUCAGAAAGUUCAGUCAGAGACAGAAGUCAAGAUGUCCAUCACCAACACACCUACCAGCAACGAUGCCUGUCUGAGCAUUGUGCACAGCCUCAUGUGUCACAGACAGGGUGGUGAGAGUGAGACCUUUGCCAAGCGGGCCAUCGAGAGCUUGGUGAAAAAGCUGAAGGAGAAGAAAGAUGAGCUUGACUCCCUGAUCACAGCCAUCACCACCAAUGGGGCCCAUCCCAGCAAGUGUGUGACCAUCCAGAGGACACUGGAUGGACGGCUGCAGGUUGCAGGCCGUAAAGGGUUUCCUCAUGUCAUCUAUGCCCGGUUGUGGCGCUGGCCUGACCUGCAUAAGAAUGAACUGAAGCACGUGAAAUACUGCCAGUUUGCCUUCGACCUGAAGUGUGAUAAUGUGUGUGUGAACCCCUAUCACUAUGAGAGAGUGGUGUCUCCUGGCAUAGACUUAUCAGGACUGACACUAACCCCGUCUGGACCCAGCUCAGGACUGAUAAAGGAUGAGUAUGAUUUUGAUGGACCUCAAAGUCUACCCUCCCUUGAUGGAGGACACUCCCUCCAGACCAUCCAGCAUCCCCCAUCAGGCAGCCGCCCGGCCCCUUCUGAAGCAUUUGCAACCCCGAACCUGCUCACACCUGCUGAGGCUUCCACCUCUGCCUCAACGUCGUCUUUCCCCGCCAUCGCUGCUGGAUCAGGCAGUGCCAGCUCAACCUGGUCCAGGAACAGCAGCUUCACCCCUAACUUACCCCACCACACCAACGGUCAUCUGCAGCACCACCCACCCAUGCCACACCCGACACACUACUGGCCGGUGCAUAAUGAGCUCGCUUUUCAGCCUCCCAUAUCCAAUCACCCAGCUCCUGACUACUGGUGCUCCAUUGCCUACUUUGAGAUGGAUGUGCAAGUCGGCGAGACGUUUAAGGUGCCCUCCUCCUGCCCCAUCGUGACGGUGGACGGCUAUGUGGACCCCUCAGGAGGAGACCGGUUCUGCUUAGGCCAGCUAAGCAACGUCCAUCGCACUGAGGCUAUUGAAAGAGCGAGGCUUCACAUUGGCAAAGGGGUUCAGCUGGAGUGUAAGGGCGAGGGAGACGUGUGGGUACGGUGCCUUAGUGACCACGCAGUGUUUGUUCAGAGUUACUACCUGGACAGAGAGGCAGGCCGAGCCCCUGGAGACGCCGUGCACAAAAUCUACCCCAGCGCUUACAUCAAGGUGUUUGACCUUCGUCAGUGUCACAGGCAGAUGCAACAGCAGGCUGCCACAGCUCAGGCAGCAGCUGCAGCCCAAGCAGCUGCUGUGGCUGGGAAUAUACCUGGACCGGGAUCAGUGGGAGGGAUAGCUCCUGCUAUAAGUUUGUCAGCAGCAGCCGGUAUCGGGGUAGAUGACCUCCGGAGGCUGUGUAUUCUCAGGAUGAGCUUUGUAAAGGGCUGGGGGCCGGACUACCCCCGCCAGAGCAUCAAGGAGACCCCGUGCUGGAUCGAGAUCCAUCUGCACAGAGCUCUGCAGUUACUGGACGAGGUUCUGCACACGAUGCCCAUAGCAGACCCUCAGCCUCUGGACUGAGCUCGUCAUCACUGCAGCACCACACUGCAGCGUCAAGCGGAAAAGUCUUCCUCAGUGAACAGUUUUGUGUGGAGAAAUCGGUGAAACAGCUGUGACUCUGAAGCUUACGCAUAAGGAGAAAAAAAAACAACCUUUCAGGUGUGUUUGAAGCACCUUUGUGCACUGUGGCCCCCCCAACUUAUGUUUUUAAAGCAGAAGGGACACUAAAAUGAACCAAAGCCAUUUAUUACACAAAUACACAUCUGUAUUUAUGAUAGAUGGCUUUGAUUUGUGCUGACUGGAAUGAUGAACUGUAAGACGUCUCAGAUAAUUACAGUAACACAACGUGCAUAUUCAAGACCUGUGAUACUGGAAUGUACUCUGCGUCCACAACCACCAACUACUGAUGGACACUCUGAUCAACUGAACCAUUUUUAACAUCACAGAGCUGUUCUGAAAGGCUCUUACAUCCAGUGUUUGCACACCAGAGUACUGCUGGUUUUGUCGAGUUUUCAUUCAAGCUGUUACAAAGCUGUUUUACAUCCAGGAUGAUGAGCACGUUCAGUCUGCAGUGGGGCUGAAUGUUAAAGAAGCAGCAGCACUCUGAGUGGCGACGAUCACUGCCCAAAUAUCGCAGAAUGAAAUGACACACCACCGAGCCUAAUGCAGAUUCACAACCUUUGAACUGAAGCAAAAGUACAAGUUUGGACCUUAAGACCAGGCUGUGUGACUGCUGGUGUCUGUAACUGAAUCUCAAAUCAGUCCAAUACUCUCAAUUAAAGUCAAAAUGGACCCCCCACCCCCCAGUAAAGGUUUAAUCUUGACUCAGUAAGAGACCCUCUUUAUACUGGAUUAACCAAUCAAUCUCAAAUGGUAAAUUUUCAUGUCGACAGCCCUAAAUUCAACCUCAAAGACACAUAGAGAUCCAUUUGGUAAAACCACUUACCAAGCUAAUCUGAAAAACAUUCGACCAUACACUGUUUUUUUGGGGGGGUGAGUGCCUCACUAAUGGCUGUAACAGACAUUAAUUCAUCAAUGCAGGAUGUGCUGCACCGUCUCAGGCUUAUUAUGCAAGUCACCUAUUACUUUUCCUGCCAAUCUCAACAGGUGGGGCACUGUGUAUGUGUACUGUAUAUCAUUUAUUGUCAUUAAUUUAAACAAUAAUGGCCCUUGUCUGGCUACUGACUGAAUUAACCUGACAGCAGCAGCAGCAGCAGCGACAUCUGUGGAAACAUAUAUCUGAACAUAAGUGGGUCGCCGCUAAACUUUGGAAAUGCAUCAUAGAAACACAUGGACGGGGAUGUUUUGUGCGUCGAGUAUGAACCGGGUCAGAGUGAAGACAAGAUGCUCACCAUGCAGUCGUCUUUUCUUACUCUGACGGGUUGUGUGUGUUAGACUUCAGUCAGAAAACAGAAGAGGCAGACGGUUAACGUAAGGCGUCUGAGAUGUCAUCACAGAACUAGUAUAGCAGGGUGUCUCUACGGAAGCCCUUAAGCAGACAAAUAUCCAUACCUUUGAUUUAAUCCUCUCGAGAUAACAAACGCUGGUUUUUACCCUGAUAUGUCAAUCACAGUUGUUUUUUUCUUUUUUUUGUAGAUCUUUUUUUUUUUCCUUCUCUAGGUAUCUCGAACUGAAAUGAACCAAUCACAGAGUUUAUAAAAUGUACUGAUGCAUGUCUGCUUAGGGCUUCCGUACUUCUCGAUGUUUUGGCAAGCCAAAGUACUUCAUGCUCACAAACGUGCUGUGAGUGGAGUACGAUCACUGCCAGUGUGCUGCUGGACUGUGCCACAGUUGAGUUGAUUUUCAUUUUUUAGUAAGAGUUUUUAAAGUCUAAUUGUUUACUUUCAUUCAACUUCAAUUUUAUAGUUUUUUAUCUUAAAUCAUACCCGACAUUAAUCGUUGUAUUUAAACUGCCCACUUAUAAACUACUUGAUCCAGGUGUUUUAUUUUGGUAUAGUUUACUGACAGAGAGGAGAGAAGACAGUAUCCCAGCGUCGAUAUAUAUUUUUAUGGUUUUAUUUUGUUACUUUUUAUGGAUUGAGUUGUAUUAUGUUUGUAGCACUUUACUUUUGUUUUCCUGUUUAUAACACAGUAACUCUUAUCUUGAGGUGGUCUUCCUGCGAUGUUGAUAAGGGAUUGAAAAGGUUGGUUUAUAUUUUCAGUAGGAUUUUUCAGCAGAAGACACAUUGUGAUGCAUUUGUAUUGAGAAUGUAACACUAAGACACCUUUUUUUUUUUUUUUUUUUUUUUUUUAACUUUCUUUCCUGACACACUAUAGACAUUUUACACACAUCUGUAGGGUUUCUUCAAAGUCUUUCUCUUUGAUUGCGGUUUUUUUUUCUCCUUCUUUAUAAUCCAUGUAAAUAACUUUUUUUGAAACGCAUGUCAAUGUUUGCAUGAAAUUUAAAGGCAAAUAGAUCCCCUUAUUCCUAUUUCACUUAAAGAAACUUCAUCACCUGCUUUGGGCCCCGUGUUCACCUAGCGUUUGUUUCUGAGCACCAGUGUCUUUUUUUCCCCCCAAUUGUUUUCAAUGAGGAGAGAUUGUCGCAGCAGCGGAGCGCUCCGUGUUUUUGGUGCGAUUUGUUUGAGCGCUCAAGUUGAAAAUCAAGUUCAAAACCUUUCAGAAAGGAGCUUUUGACUUCACCGGUGCUCUUUCCAAAUGUAUGAUGCAAUCUGUAGUGUUGUCACCUACGGAUCACAGCUUGUACCCACAUGCUCCGUGUCUGAUCGGGAAAUAAACUAAAUACAGCAAAAAGGAACGGAGCGGUGUCGAUCAUACAGCUGCUGUUGUCAACAGACUGUUGUCAUAGAGACAGGAAGGAUAUGCAAGUGCUCCUGAGUGCACAGCCAGCGCUUUCCUGCCUGGUUGAAACAUUAGGUGGACACGGGGCCUUGCACAGGUAAAUGUCAGUAGUAUAGAAAUCACUAGUAGCUGCUUUACGCUGGUGUGCUGCAUGUUGCUGCUAUAUCAGAGCAACAUGAAAGGCUAAUCGAGGGAAGCUACAUAGUUAUAACUGAUGUGAACGAUCCAGCUGAAUUAUGUAAACUCAACGUUUUAACAGCCGAGCUCUCAAAGAAUUCAACUAUUCUUCUUGAAAUGUGUUAAUGCAAGAACAUCAGUUAUCAGUGUGCAGCCUGAAGGUAAACGAGAACAUGAAGCAUGCUGCACAGAAGUAAUUUGAUCACAGUAAACCCCCUCCUCCUCCUCCUCCUCCCCUCGCCCUCCCUCUCCUCCUCCUCCUCCUACACCCAGCUGCAUGCGAUACAUUCUGUUCUGUUUGAAAGGCAUUUGUUUGUUUUAGAUAAAUCAUACUGAAUAGGAUUUGAACAUCUGUUCAUGCUUAUUUUUUUUUUCAUAUCAAACUGCCACACUGAAUAUUCUUUUUGUAUUUUAGCAUUGCUAUUUGAUCAUUUCCAUCUUUUAGUUCAAAUUAAGGGUCUUCAUGUCACACACCUGACCCGCUUUGCUAUUGUUCUGUCCCGGUCUCCCCCCCCCCCCUCCCUUUUUUUCUUUUUUGGUUACUUCACUAUAAUUUGAGUCGCAUUGUUUGAAGAAGUUUAUCCUACAUCAGGGAUGAAGAGAGUCUAGAUUUUGAUUUGUUUACAAAAUGAUGCGUUGGAUGUUUAAAUGGCAGGAAACAGGAUAUUUUAUGAUUCUAUGUAACUGAAAGAACUGAUGUUGAACUCAUUCUGGAGAUCUUAUCUGUUAUAUUUUGUGCUUGAAAGUGGACAGAUGUUUUUAUAUUACUUGCAGUUAUUAUUGUAGGAGCCGAAAGACACAGCUCCAACGAGUUGAUGUUGACUACUAUGACAGAUUGCAGAUGCAAAUUUGACCUGUAUUUCUUAUGUGAAAGUGUUAUUAAACAAGGAGUUGUAUUCUCUAA